Molecule: messenger RNA, 1050 nt
Organism: Adineta ricciae
Lineage: Eukaryota; Metazoa; Rotifera; Eurotatoria; Adinetida; Adinetidae
Source: the annotation of a GenBank genome assembly
AUGUCAUAUGAAAAUUCGACCGAAUUCACAACUACAAUAGCAAUAACAUCAACCAACAUCCGAAAUAGUUCUCAGGCAGUAAGUUCAGCAGUGAUUACGUUAUUGGGUAUGCAAACACCUGUGAUUAUUCUUGUGUGGUUUGAAAUUAUAUCUGCUGGCAUAGUAUAUGGAUUUGGUUUUAUCGGUAAUCUGAUUGCCUCGGUGAUCUUUCUUUCCCGAGAAGAUUUUCGAACUGUUUCAACUGGAGUAUUGUUUCUUCUCUUGACUCUUUCUAACACUGUUCAUUUAUGGACAUUAACAACCGAAUUUCUGGGCAUUUUCAAUAUUUAUGUUUAUUCAGGUGAAUUUCUUCAAUGUCGUCUGAAUUAUUUUGUUCAGAAUGUUAGUCGAACAGUGAGCACUUAUAUAUCUAUAACUGUCACACUAGAUCGAUUGAUUCGAACCGAAUAUCCUAUUAAAUCAAGACGGAUUUGUACUUGCAAAAAUGCUAUCAAAUCUACUAUUGCCUAUCUGAUUAUUUCAUCGAUUUCAUAUUCGUUUUGGUUUCACCCAUCCAAUUCAAUUAGUUCGUCUACAGGUGGUUGUACUACUGGUCUAACAUCAGCAUAUACCUUCUUUUUCAGUAACAUAUUCUUACCCCUGCGUUUUAUUUUCGUCUGCGUAGUGCCGGUAAUCAUAAUGAGUUUAGGCAAUUUUCGAAUCCUAUACAAUAUUCAACAAUCUCGCCGGCGUGUUACACAAGCGAUCGUAGAAAGUAACAUUGCAGGUGGAAAAUCAAAUCGACGAACAACAAUAUUAGAUCGACUGCUUCUUCACAUGAUGAUAAUCAACGUGUGUGCAUUCGUUAUCACACAAGUUCCAUUUCAUAUCUAUACGAUUGUACGAACAUACAGUCGAGACUUAGGUCUAGUUGAUGCUCUGUUAGUUCGGACAAUGCUCUUAGUUUGGCAGAGUAUUUAUUUCGGAAUUGGAUCAUAUUUUCAUUGCAUUGCGUCGUCUUUAUUUCGCAAAGCAUUCCGUGAAAUUAUCAAAAAAAUUCUCUUUUGUUGA